Messenger RNA from Carassius auratus (goldfish), 2806 nucleotides. Its product is annotated as paired box protein Pax-6-like. The transcript has 15 exons. Gene Ontology annotation, molecular function: RNA polymerase II cis-regulatory region sequence-specific DNA binding; DNA-binding transcription factor activity, RNA polymerase II-specific. Gene Ontology annotation, biological process: anatomical structure development; regulation of transcription by RNA polymerase II. NCBI's taxonomy places the organism in Eukaryota, Metazoa, Chordata, Actinopteri, Cypriniformes, Cyprinidae. The coding region runs from base 640 to 2019 and encodes 459 amino acids. The record is from RefSeq and is a predicted model, not a curated record.
UCUUUUUUUCUUUUUCUUUUUUUUUUUUAAUUCCGAACCGCUUUUUAAAGUAAGAGGUAUUUUCAACAAGACAACACAUGACGUCCGUGGUUUGCGUGUAUCGCAAGAAACACGAGGGCGAGUACAAAGUUGGACAUGCUUUCAUGCGUUAAAUAGGCUAGUAUUUUCACCACCACAAAGAGGGGUUACAGUCUCUCACAACUUCUCCCGUGGUUCCCUUUUCGGCUUGUUGGACUGGAUAUUAUUUAUUUCGGGACUAGUUUUGUGAAACGGAUCCGGAGGGAUUUUUUCUCGCUCAUUUGGAAACGUGCCUCUUAUAAAGAAAUCACUUACAUAUGAUCCACUAGCAGAACGGGCUAUAACGUUUAUUGAGGAGGAAGUGUUUUGCUGCGAGAUGAUGACAGAGGUCAGGCUCAGCUAAUGGGCGACUGAAGAGGAGAGGAGGCGAGGCACAGACCAGGAACACACAUUAAUACACGAGUGCUAUCACCAAUCAGCAUAGGGAAUUAAAAUUUUCCACCCGAGAUCAGUUGGAAACUAUAAAAGACAAACUGUCUGAGGACGAUUUUUCAGAACUUCAGAGUCUUCUCCUUAUUGUAAACGAAGUAUAUCAGCGAGGAUACGAAGGUUGUUGGAACUAUGCCUCAAAAAGAUUACUAUAACCGGGCCACGUGGGAGUCUGGCGUCGCGUCCAUGAUGCAAAACAAGGUGUAUGACAUCUGUAACGAAGGUCACAGUGGAGUGAACCAGCUCGGCGGUGUGUUCGUCAACGGCAGACCGUUGCCAGACUCCACGAGACAGAAAAUAGUUGAACUCGCUCACAGUGGCGCGCGGCCGUGUGACAUAUCCCGGAUUCUGCAGACCCAUGCUGAUGCAAAAGUCCAAGUGCUGGACAAUGAAAACGUGUCGAACGGCUGCGUGAGUAAAAUCUUGGGUAGAUACUAUGAAACGGGCUCCAUCAGACCCAGGGCGAUCGGAGGAAGUAAACCAAGAGUAGCGACCCCCGAGGUGGUCGGCAAAAUUGCCCAGUACAAGAGGGAGUGUCCGUCAAUCUUCGCGUGGGAAAUCCGAGACAGGCUGCUAUCAGAGGGGGUCUGCACAAACGAUAAUAUACCCAGUGUGUCAUCGAUAAACAGAGUACUGCGCAACCUGGCUAGCGAAAAGCAACAGAUGGGAGCAGAUGGCAUGUAUGAAAAGCUGAGGAUGCUGAACGGUCAGACCGGCACGUGGGGGACCCGGCCGGGCUGGUACCCCGGAACCUCGGUGCCAGGACAGCCCAAUCAAGACGGCUGCCAGCAGUCAGAUGGAGGCGGUGAGAACACAAACUCAAUAAGCUCCAAUGGAGAGGAUUCAGAUGAGACCCAAAUGAGGCUUCAGCUAAAAAGAAAACUCCAAAGAAAUCGCACAUCUUUCACACAAGAACAAAUAGAAGCACUUGAAAAAGAGUUUGAGAGAACGCACUAUCCUGACGUUUUCGCACGAGAGAGACUAGCUGCAAAAAUAGAUUUACCAGAGGCAAGAAUACAGGUAUGGUUUUCGAACAGAAGAGCAAAAUGGAGGAGGGAGGAAAAGUUAAGAAAUCAAAGAAGACAAGCCACAAACUCUUCGAGUCACAUACCCAUCAGUAGCAGCUUCAGCACUAGUGUUUAUCAGCCAAUCCCUCAGCCCACAACGCCAGUAUCCUUCACAUCAGGCUCUAUGUUGGGAAGAUCAGACACAGCCCUCACAAACACAUACAGCGCCCUGCCACCAAUGCCAAGUUUCACCAUGGCUAACAACCUUCCUAUGCAACCCAGCCAGACCUCAUCCUACUCCUGCAUGUUGCCCACUAGUCCUACGGUGAAUGGGCGGAGCUAUGACACAUACACCCCACCGCACAUGCAAGCACAUAUGAACAGCCAAUCAAUGGCCCCCUCAGGCACAGCCUCAACGGGUCUAAUCUCGCCUGGAGUUUCUGUACCAGUCCAAGUACCAGGCAGUGAGCCAGACAUGUCGCAGUACUGGCCCAGAUUACAGUGAGAAAAAGUCAUACGAGGGCAAAAAAGAAAAAGAGGAAAAAAAGAGCGAGAAGCUUCUCCACCUCCUGAUGUCUUUCGGCUUCAAGGCAGGGCUGUUCAGCAGUAUUUUACUAUGGAAGGAAAGGAGGAGACUCUAAAGGACCUUUUUGUACGGGGAUUGUGCCACUUCUCUAUCAUUCUUUGACACAAAGACUUGAAGAAUAAAAGAGAACAGACUUCUGUAAAGUGCCCGGUGUUAUAUCGUAAAAUGGAAAAAGAAAAAAAUCUCUGCUUUUCAGUUUCCAACCCAAGUCAUUUUGAUGUUUUUGUACAUGUAAUGGCCAGUUGUAUCUUAAGACAAAAAACAACAAACAAAAAGGAAAAACAAAAUUGAACAACCGUGGAUGGACUGUCAAACCAAGUUGGUCUUACAUCGGUGAAGAGGAAGAUCAUUCGUGCAGGCUUAUUCUUCAUUCUUUUUUCUUCAUCAGCUGAUAUCAAGAACUCCCCAUUUCCGUUUCAGAUGUGGACAUGUAGAAACAAAUGAUAUCUGUAUCAUUUCAAAACAAAAAAAAAGCAAAUUUAAAGGAAGCCAAUCCAGAAUUUGUCUUCCAAAGCUUGCAGACAAGAGUAAGCUACUUGUUGAUCAUGGUGACUGCUGAACUGGAGAAGGAAAAUGUUUGCUAGUUUAAAACGGUAGAUUGUGUCUUCGGUAUAAUUCAGUUUUGUUUAUGUCAAAAUGUAAGUAUUUGUCUUCCCUAGAAGUCUCUCAGAACAAUUUCUAUAAUAAAAUUAAUUUCAUUUUAUAA